GAUGUCUUCCUCCCCCUCCUCCCUGCCUACAAUCUCUUAGUAUUUGUGAACCCCAGAAGAGAAAGACCAGAAGCCCCAGCUUCAGGAAAAAGAAAAAACAUAUGAAAGAUUCCUCUGCUUCUACCACUGAUUCCCCUCACUACCAGUUAUCUCGACCUCCACCUGGUACACUCACAGAAGCAGGAAUGACAAAAAGCCGCUCCUCUGCAGCAGGUUCUACUCCAGGAGUCAAUCAGGAUGAUACCAGAGUAAUAGAGCUGCAUGCAGCAGCUGGUUCUUCCACCGACGAUGAUUCAGACGCAAGUUAUCACAGAGAAAAAGACAGGGAUGAGUCGUCUGGUGGCGUCUGUUUUGGCCGCGCUGACCGGGAAACCCGUAAACGUAGACGAAUAAAUCGUUCUCGACAUCCUCCUUUAUCAGACCCUUACUUACAUCUUCCAAGCAGAAAAGACACAGAUGAUGGUGGCCCCAGCUUUAACUCCAGUUCUUCUGUCAGUAUACCCCCCUGCACCCAGUCUAUAGUCCCAACUGUUGCUGCCCCUCCAUGUCUACGAGGCAGACCCACAGUCAUCCAGGAGUCACCUGGACGAAGAACAACACAAGAGUCUGAAAGUGAGCCAGGAGGUGACGGCGAUGCCCAGGUAGAAAUGGACGUUACAGCUGUGAACUGCUCCGUCAUAAACACCCAGCCAGCCCAUUCACACCUCCAAAUCUUCUCCUCUCACAGCAUCCCUUCAUUGAGUCAAUCAACCUCUGCACACACCGGUACAGGAGAAACCAGCAUUGAGGAGUUCACACCUGAUGAUGAUGAACACGAUGAAACCUACAGGUUCCAGUGCUCCGGUCCAGGCCUGUACCAGUGCAGUGUGACAGGCCUGGUGUUUCACAUGGAGGGAGAAGGGGUCCUGGUUUACAGGACUGUCCCUUGGAGCAGGAGGCUCCUGGUCCAGCAUCACAAGAGGCCUGCAGGACCCCUGUUUGACAUCAAAUGUGUGCAGCAGUCGGUGUGUCGGCUUCAUCUGCCGCACUGUGAGAUCCGCUCCAAAGGUGGAGGUGACUUCUUGUCCGUUGCUCAUGUGACCGAUGAGGACGUUGAGUUCAUCAGCCCUCAUGAGAUAACAGAAACUCACGUUAUCAUAAACAUCACAGGGUUUUCUGGUUUCGGUAACGUCAAGGAUGAAGACUCGCCAGCUGACCCGGUCCGAGCGCUGGUGCUGCUGUUCUACAAGCCUCCAGCUGAUCCUGAUCCUGAAUCCCUCCUCAAUGUGUUGUUGCUACCGAGGAACGUGGUGCUCCGGGAUGUGCUGCACUUCAGGAAGCAGUUAGACAGAGAUGAGCGCUACAUAGAGACAUCCCCACACUGUAAACUGCACCCGAAGCAGGAAUACUCUCUGUCCACUCGUCCUGAAGACGACUCGGUUCUGGUCCAACCAACAGAAGCAGAGUUUGACUGUGACAACUAUGACAACUACUUCCCAUCAUUCCAGGUGGACUGGGAAACAAUAAUGAAACACAUCAAGCUGCUUCUUAGAGACACCAACAGCUCCCACGUCGUCUGGGAAAGACGAGUUUGUCUUUCAUCCACCGGAGGACGAAGGAGCGCUCUGAAUCUGCCUCCUCCUGAGAGGCUGAUGGACAUCCGGAGCAACUUCAUCGAUGGGAUAUCAGGACCUGUUCUCAAAAGUCUGCUGGACAAACUGUUAGAGAAAAAGGUGAUUAGGGAUUCUGAGAGGGAGUCGGCGGACGGGAUGCAAAACAAUAGAGACAAAGCUCGUUGUGUGAUCGACACAGUGAGGAAGAAAGGCGAAGCUGCUUGCUCAGAGAUGAUCGAGUUCCUCUGUGAGGCCGACCCCUUCCUCUGUAAAGAUCUGGGGUUGAUCUGAAGCCAAAUGGACAGCUGGUGCACGCCGUUUUCUCAAUGGUUUAUUCAUAAAAGUGUAUCUGUUUUAGUAUACUGAAUAUAAGAGCUAAAGAGAGCUGGUUAGUUGAACUGGGUUUCCUGUUGAUGAUGAUGAUGAAGAUGAUGAUGAUGAUGAUGAUGAUGAUGAUGAUGAUUAUAUGAAAUGGUUCAUGUGCUUCGGGGAAUCUCCCUGAUCUGUUUGUCCAGACUGAACAUGAGAGGAAACUUUGAGGAGGUGUAGAGCCAUCUGCUGGCUGACACGAGUUCCUGUUUACUGUUGACGCCUCUCUUAAUGUGACAUUUACAGGAGGUAGUAGAUUAAGGACCUCCAUUUAGUGGCUGUUUUAGUGCUUUUGUCAUUUAAAUUUCUGUAUUUCCAAGUAUUUUACAGACAUCUUGUCCAGGUUGAGAUCAUGGUGUUUUGAUCCCCUUGCACUUCCUGUCCAAAUGUUGACGUGGUCUUGAACGACCUCCUAACAGUUUCAUCUGACCGUGAACGUAUGUCGUUCUGCUAAUUGAUAUGAGUUUGUUGGAGGAAGUAUUCAGAGCCUUUAAUUAAAUAAAAGUACUAAUACCACACUGUAAAAAAUACUCUAAUAGUCCUGCAUUGAGAAUGUUACUUAAGAAAAAUUCAUUGUCAGACAAAUGUAGUGCAGUAACAAGUACAAUAUUUCCCUCUGAGAUGUAGUGGAGUAGACGUAUAGUUAGUAAAGUACAAGUACCUAAAAUUUGUACUUAAGUACAGUAGUUGAGUAAAUGUACUUAAUUUCAUUCCACUACUGGGAAUAGACAUACAAUACAUGUUAAGAGAAAUACCAGCAAUUUUAUAUUUUAAAAAAGCAGUGGUAAAAAAAAACAAUAGUGGUCGUGUCUAGAAGAUCUGCUCUGGAUGAACUCUUGCAAGACUCGCUGCACAACGACCUAUCAUAACCUUUCACUAUUCAAGGUCAGUGCCUAACCUUAACCAUUCGAGGUCAAUGCCUAACCUUAACUAUUCAAGGUCAAUGCCUAACCUUAACUAUUAGAGGUCAAUGCCUAACCUUAACUAUUAGAGAUCAAUGCCUAAC
Molecule: messenger RNA, 2967 nt
Organism: Sebastes umbrosus (honeycomb rockfish)
Lineage: Eukaryota; Metazoa; Chordata; Actinopteri; Perciformes; Sebastidae
Product: NACHT, LRR and PYD domains-containing protein 1a-like
Exons: 2
Coding region: 102-1883 (593 amino acids)
Biological process (GO): regulation of apoptotic process
Source: RefSeq, a predicted model, not a curated record